AUGCAUGUGGCCGUCGACCGUCUUCUUAAAGAAAUGAACGCGAGGUUUUUCCGGUUGCACGAUCUUGACGCUAAAUUUGGCUUCAUUAUCGAUGUCCAGUUUCUGCGUAAUGGCAGUUUUGCGGAUCUCCGGACACGUUGCAAUACCUUUGGAAACGUCUACAGCAACGAUAUCGAUGCAACCGAACUUUUCGAAGAAAUCCUCGAUUGCAGAAUGCUACUUGCAGGUCGCGAACACCUCCAAAUAUCAAAUCCUGAGGAGCUUCUCCAAUUUAUCGUCCAAUAUGAAGAUGAAAGUGUGUUCCCUAACCUUCGCGUUGCGAUACAGAUUCUGCUGACAGUAGCUGUUUCCAUUGCUGGUUGCAAGAGAUCCUUCAACAAGCUGAACCUGAUCAUGUCCCCCCUGCGAGCUUCUAUGACACAAGGAAGGCUCCGUGACCUCGCGUUGCUGGGCAUCGAACGAGAAGAAGUCAUAUCCAGAAGUGAAAUGAAGAAGUUCUAA
Octopus bimaculoides (California two-spot octopus) is the source of this 501-nucleotide messenger RNA. RefSeq lists its product as uncharacterized. The record is from RefSeq and is a predicted model, not a curated record. NCBI's taxonomy places the organism in Eukaryota, Metazoa, Mollusca, Cephalopoda, Octopoda, Octopodidae. Gene Ontology annotation, molecular function: protein dimerization activity.